AACGGAUUACCUGACACACCAUAUCACGCACAGCUCACAGCAACACAGCGCGGACACCAGCGUAAUUAAAUUAGCCAGAUUUAAGGUGUGCGUUGAGGUCCGUGUUUUGAAGGUUGCGUUUAGCAUGUUACGCUCGCCAUUUUCCAAUGCGAUGACCUCACAGAACGUCUUGUCUCUGACUGCAAGAGGGUGGGAGGUGUACUGAAGACUGAGAAACCAACAGCGGGGGAGAUAGAGAAAGAAAGAUGGGAAAAUCUACUUCCUGCUUCAAAUUAAUCACAUGCGGCGGGGAUGCGGCGGACGGCAACGACGAUUACCAAGUGUCCGAGAUCAAAGAUUCAAGUGACAAACGAGGUUGGAGUUUCCGAAAAAAAUCUGCAAGGCAUCGUGUGCUUAGCAAUGCUGUAAUUACAGACACCCCUUCCAGAGCAAAUAAGGAGAGUUCAGAAUGUACUAAUGUCAAUUUCCAACCAUCAACCGAAACUAUAAUUGCUGAGAAGAGCCAUACAACAAAUUGCCCUGAUGAGAAACCCCCAUUAUCAUCUGUGGCAAACUCACAAUUAUCUGAAACAGUUGUCACUGAAACUGAGAGUAAGGUGGAUGUGAAUCCACCGGAGCCUGUGGUUAUCACCAUCCAAGCUGCCAUCAGAGGGUUCAUGGCUCAGGGAGCUUUGCUAAAGCUUAGGAAUGUGGUGAAGUUGCAAGCUGCUGUUCGUGGGCAUUUGGUUAGAAGGCAUGCUGUAGGAACCCUGCGUUGUGUUCAAGCCAUAGUUAAAUUGCAACUCCUCGUGCGAGCUCGUCAUGCACAGCAGUUGCAUCAAGAUAAGCAUGGCAAAAUUAAUGGCUCAGAAAUUUUGGGUAAUGGAAAUCACGUGAGUGAGUCAAGUGUGAAGUCCACUUCCAUAGAGAAACUGCUGAGCAAUAGGUUUGCUCAUCAGCUGUUGAAAUCCACACCAAAAGACAAACCAAUCCAUGUCAAAUGCGAUCCUUCCAAAGCUGAUUCUGCUUGGAAAUGGUUGGAGAGAUGGAUGUCUGUUUCCUCAUUGGAUUCUGCAGAGUCUAAAAUAACAAGUUCAGUGGUGGAGCUAUCAGACAACAACGAAUCUAGCACUUCUGUGUUUCAAUUGGAAACCGGGCUUCAGUCUGAAGUUUUUUGUCAGUCAGAUGACUCAAAGAUUACUGCUGAGGACUCUGUUGUGCCUUCAGAGGUUGAAGAGAAGGUGACUACUUAUGAUACUGGAAACUUAAGCUUUGAAGCAACCCAUUCUAUGUCUCUUGCCAAAGAUGAUUUGGAGCAGGCUCAGCCUGAAAUGACAAUUACUUUUGAUGCUAAAGUAACCUCAGAAGACAUUGAUUCUCACCAAAAUAAAAUGGUGGCAUCAGAUGCAAAUUCUCCUCAGGAGCUUAGUUCUCUUCCUGAGAAACCUGAAAUUGACAGUGAACAGCCCGAAAGAUCUAUGAAAAGAUUUGCCUCUGAGCAACUAGAGACUGAAGGAACCAAACUUGGGUAUGCAUCAAGAAAGGCUAGCAAUCCAACUUUUAUUGCUGCACAGUCAAAAUUUGAAGAGCUGAGUACAAUGGCAAAUUCAAGUAAGUCAAGCAGUUUGUCCAAUAAAGAUGCAACAGUUGAAGCACAUGUGGACCCCAUUUCUGUUGGCACAGACAGUGCAUUUAGGUCAAAAGAGUUCUUGUUGGACAAUUCUGCUCGCCUUCCUUUCAGGAUUGGUGGCUCUGAAUGUGGUACUGAACUCUCUAUUUCUUCCACGCUUGAUUCGCCAGACAUAUCUGAGAUUGGGGCUACAGAAAAUGAACCUGAAGCCAAGGAUUUAUCAGAAGGGCUUUGUAAUUCUGACAAUGCGAUAAAUCAUGAGGAUGUGGCCAAUGUUUUUUGUACCACUCCAGCUUGUGACUUACCCAGAUCUGCACUGGAUCGGCCUGAGGCUGCGAAUGACAAAGAUGUCAGUAGCAAAUCAGUACAUUCAGCAGUAGUUGUUGAUUCCAAAGAGCCAGCUCUUGAGUCUGAGAAAAACAUAUCUGAUCUGCAAAGAGAACAGGUGGAGUCUGCUGUGCAAGAUCUCAGAACAUCUCCCGAAGCUUCACCCAGAAGCCAUGUGACUGUCCCUGAAUCUCAAGGAACACCUUCAAGUCAGGUGUCAGUGAAACCUAUAGAGAGAAAACCUGAGAAGACUGGAUCUGGAUCAACGAGUAGACAAAAGCUUCUAUCAGCUGGUAAAAAAUCACCUGCGAAUGCAACGCCUGAUUCAGGAUCUAGAGGUAGUAGGGAACAGCUGCCUAAAGAUCAGGGGAGUGGGAAGAGGCGCAAUUCAUUUGGCUCAGCAAAACCUGAUCACGUUAAUCAAGAAUCAAGAGAUAAUGGUAACAAUAGUUCCCUUCCUCAUUUCAUGCAAGCCACAGAAUCUGCCAGGGCCAAGAUCGAUGCUAAUAAUUCUCCACGAUCAAGUCCAGACUUUCAUGACCGUGAGGUGCAUGUUAAGAAGAGACACUCCUUGCCUGGUGCAAGUGCAACUGGUAGACAGGUUUCUCCACGCAUCCAGCGCUCAAUUUCUCAGGCACAGCAGGGUUCGAAAGGACAAGGUUUGCAUUCUCCUCGUGAGAGGAAGUGGCAGAGGUGAAUUGGCAGCUGAAGUGUGCUGACGUGCCUCUACAGUAGUAGACGUGAAAGACCAAUUUGGAGUUUCUGAUUUCACUUUGUUCAUUCUCUGAGGGAUAGCUGCUCAGUUUUAUUUGCCGGGAUUUUUUACACCCUUGAGGUUUUUUAACUUCUUCUGUAUUCUUUGCCUCCCCUCCCUGCUCCCCCCAAAUUUGAAGGUGGCCAGUUGGACUGAAGGAUUCGUCUGGGAACAUACAUAAAUACAAGUGAAGUGAGUGAGGCCUAUUCAGUUAUUUGUACAUUGUUGCUCGCAUUACUGCUUAGUUUUAUUUUUUCAUACCCAGUGAGUGGGAAUCGAUUUGUAAGUUUCUGGCUACAACUGUGUGUGAUAUAAGUUUGUUUGUUUUAAAUUGCUUUGCCUGCUCAGUCAUGGUGGGCGAUACCGAGUUUGUUGGAAUUAGUUGGAUGGAUUGACACGACCGA
This is a messenger RNA of Prosopis cineraria, 3094 nucleotides long. RefSeq names its product protein IQ-DOMAIN 32. The record is from RefSeq and is a predicted model, not a curated record. Gene Ontology annotation, molecular function: protein binding. The coding region runs from base 246 to 2633 and encodes 795 amino acids. NCBI's taxonomy places the organism in Eukaryota, Viridiplantae, Streptophyta, Magnoliopsida, Fabales, Fabaceae. The transcript is spliced from 6 exons.